AUGGAAUAUCGUAAGAUAUCAAUACAAGGAAUUCAGAAACUUCAGGAAUGCAUGCUGGUUGAUGUUAAAGAAGCCGAAUGGAAGGAAAUCGGAAAUAAGAUGUUUCGAGAUGGCAAGGUUUUGGAAAAAGAAUGGAAGGAAAUGUGUGAAGAAUUGAAUGAAGAAAUGGAUGCUGGACGGUCAUUGGAAGAAGCUCUUGAUGUUGUGGCUCCAAAAUGUGAACGAGUGUCGGCUUCGCAAAUUGCGACUUUUAUUGAUAUUGCUUUGAACCUUUGCUUCGUCUAUUGGCUCGUUUGUUGCGAAGUCUUCCAAAAGCAAAUGAGUCACAAAUCAUUCGACAAACCACACUUUGUCAACUAUGAUCUAAAUGAGGCG
Mesorhabditis belari is the source of this 375-nucleotide messenger RNA. Lineage: Eukaryota; Metazoa; Nematoda; Chromadorea; Rhabditida; Rhabditidae. The record is from the annotation of a GenBank genome assembly.